Hydra vulgaris (swiftwater hydra) is the source of this 3350-nucleotide messenger RNA. The record is from RefSeq and is a predicted model, not a curated record. NCBI's taxonomy places the organism in Eukaryota, Metazoa, Cnidaria, Hydrozoa, Anthoathecata, Hydridae.
AAGAUAGAAACUAAAAUCUGGAAAGGAUCAAAUGUGUUUAUGAGAGAAAAUAACAAAGAUUGCAAAUUUUUUAAUCAAAAUUUGCAAUGGGUGUUAAAGGACUUUGGCAAUUACUGGCAAUUGCUGGAAAGCCAGUUUCAUUGGAAUCACUUGAUGGAAAGAUUUUAGCUAUUGAUGUAAGCAUAUGGUUAAACAAAGCUGUUAAAGGAAUGCGUGAUAAACAUGGGAAUCAAGUAUACAAUGCACACUUAGUGUUGAUGUUUCAUCGAAUUUGUAAGCUUCUGUUUUAUGGGAUUAAACCAGUAUUUGUCUUUGAUGGAAAUGUGCCUGAACUAAAAAAAAAUACUCAGAAAUUGCGUCGAAGUUAUCGUCUGAAAGCCGAGGCCUGUAAGGGUAAAAUUGAUGAGUCUCUCAUAAAUAACUUUUUGAAAUCAAAAGCAUUAGAAUGUGUCACUGGUAAAAAGAGCACGCUAAAGUUGAAACUUCAAAAAAGUAAUGAACCAGAUAUAUUUCAGUUACCUGCUUUUCAAGAAAAGAAAGUUGAAAGCUCUGAUGAAGAUGAUACCAGCUGGUUAGAUGCUAUAAAUUCGGAUGAACUAAAAGAUAUGUUUGCAUUUCCUGAACUUGUGGACUUAAAUUCUGCAGAGUUUUUAAAUUUGCCUCCACAAGUUAAACAUGAGUUGUUAAUAGAAAUUCAAGAGGUUAAUAGAAAAAGGUCUAAAAGAAAGCAUUCUCCUGAUGUAGUGCUUCCAAAGGACUCAGAUGAGUUUUCAAAUUUUCAAUUAAGCAACCUAGUAAAAAGAGGCAAAAUUACAGACAAUAUUAGGUCUCUUAGGAAAGAGAUGAACAAUUCACUCUCUGAAGAAUAUUUGGAAUAUCUUAACAUUGAGCAUGAUACUAAAACCAAAGAAGUUCAGGCUAAGCGUUUAAUAUCAAAUGAAAAAGAGAGCUUUGUGUUUAUAAAAACUGACAAAUCAAAAGAAAAAAAUGUUCUGUUUACUACAAAUAUUGAAGAUGGUUACACUCAGUUUGAUAUGAAAAAACAUAAAGAAGAAGCUGUAAAACUGAAGAAUAUUGAAAGAGCUGCAGCACAAUUUAAAAAAAUUAGUUAUCAAUUUCCAAAUUGUAUGCUGUCUGAUGAUUCAUCUGAUUCAAGUGAGUCAGGUAAAGAAAUACAAUUAGAUUCUUCUGGCAGAUCUUUCCUUCAAGAAAAUUUUGAGUUUAUGUUUAAUUCCAGCAUUUCUGAUGACGAACAAAUUAAAAAUUCUGAUGAUGAUUCAGAGAAAAACGUUCAUUUAAUACAAUUGGAUCGUAAUUUAGAAAAUUCAAAUGAUAUAAGAAAAAAUCAAAAUCAAAUUAAAGGCUUCAGACUUGUUGGAAUUUUGGACGUUAAUGAGACUGUUGAUAUCAAAACUGGUUCAAAUAAGCUAUUGGAAAUAACAGAAAGAGAAUGCUCUAAAAAUCUACUAAAUAUAAAUAAUACUUCUAUUGUUGAGAUUUUUGAACCAGAUAAGUUUGACAAAAGUUUAAUUACUCCUGUAUUUCAAAAAAAAACAAUUUCAAAUAAUUAUAUAGAACCAGUUAGUACUAUUUAUCCAGUUGUUGAAGAAGAUUCUAUUGUAGAAGAUAUAAAAGAAGGAAAAAACAUUUGUGAUAUUGUAGAAGAUAUAAAAGAAGAGAAAAAGAUUUGUGAUAUUGUUGAAAAUAUUCAAGUAGAAUCUGUUCCACAAAGUAUUCAAGAAGACCAUGAUGUUGAUCAUGAUGUUGAUGAUCAUAUUCAAGAAGAUCAUGUUGUAGAUCAUGAUGUUGAUGACCACGUUCAAGGCGUUUAUGUUGUGGAUCAUGGCGUUGGCGAUCAUAUUAAAAAAGAUCGUGUUGUGGAUCAUGACGGUGAUGAUCAUAUUCAAAAAAAUCAUGUUGUAGAUGAUCAUGUUGAUAAUCAUGUUAAAAAAGAUUAUGUUGUGGAUUAUGUUAAUGAUCAUGUUCAAGGAGAUCAUGUUGUAGAAUGUGUUCAAGAAGAUCUUGAUUCGAAAACUAUUCAAGAAGAUGCUAAUAAAAAGAAUCCCAUAAAAAGUGAAAUUAUCAAAUCAACAUCUACUGAGUUCAACAAAAUUCAACAUGAAAAAACAAAGGAAGAUUUCUUAAAAUUAGAAGUUGAAUUAAACAAAGAAAAAAUUGAACUUGAGCUAGAGACUAGAAAGCAAACUAGACAGGCUGCAACAUUGUCUGCUGAAGUUUAUAAUGAUGUUCAAGAUCUGUUGCAAUUGUUUGGAAUCCCUUAUCUUGUUAGUCCAAUGGAAGCAGAAGCUCAAUGUGCUGCACUUAAUCUUUUAAAGCUAACCAAUGGUACAAUAACUGAUGACAGUGAUAUUUUUUUAUUUGGCGCUGAGAAUGUUUACAAAAAUAUUUUUAACAAAGAUAAAAUCCCUGAAUGCUAUUCUUCCAAAGACUUAGAGACUCUAUUAUAUUUAACUCGUGAAAAACUAAUUGCUGUUGCAUUUUUAACUGGAAGUGAUUACACAGAAGGACUUCCUGGUGUUGGUGGAAUUACUGCUAUGGAGAUUCUCCAAGCAUUUGCUAAAAAGACAGCAGAAGAAACAUUAGCAAAUUUUAGAGCAUGGGUUAUGUCUCCAAAUGUAACUGGUAACAAAGUUUUGGAUCGAUUAAAAGCCAAAUUGGCAUUAGAUGGCAUACCUUCAAAUUUCAACUCUAAUGAAGUUUGGGAGGCUUAUUUGAAUCCCAUUGUUGAUCAAAGCAAAGAAAAAUUUGAAUGGGGUAAUCCAGACAUUGAAUCUAUUAAACAAUUUGCUAGUGACAAAAUGGCAUGGUCAUUUUCUAACACAUUAGAAACAUUAAAACCACUUUUGGAAAAGUGGAAAGAGAAAGCCAAGCUACAACGAACAAUAGAUACGUAUUUCAUGCCAAAAAUAAAGUUUGGAUCCGGUAAAGAAGCCAGUAAACGUUUGCAAAACGUACUGAAUGACUUAAGCCGUUCCACAGGGUGCAAUGAAGACCUAUUGAAACCUGGACCUAGUGAAACUAAUGAUUCAUAUCAAAUAGACUCGUCAGGUUAUUGUAAAGCUGAAAUACCUAAGCGUAAAAAAAGAACAGCUUCUAGAAAGAAACUUCCUUCAACAGUAAGUUCCAAUCAUAGCGUUCAAUUAAAAAAAGAAGCGAUGAAAAUAAAUCCAAAUGCACAUCGUAUAAAAUCUAUUCCUCCUUUAGUUAAAGUGAAAGAUAUAAACGCAGUUAUUAGACGCAGGUUUGGAAAAUCAGCUUCAAAAAAAUAAUUAUACUUGUAAAUAAUAAAAAUAAAUUAUUUAAAUUAUAAAAUAUUGCACGUUAUAAAA